AGGCAGCAGAAGCAGAGGCAGCUGCUCGGCCGUCUGCAAGACAUGCUCCUCGGACCCACCGCCGACGAGCAGACCACGUGCGAGGUGCUGGACUACUUCCUGAGGCGCCUCAGCUCAUCCCAGGUGGCCUCGCGGGUGCUGGCCAUGAAGGGCCUGUCCUUGGUUCUUUCUGAAGGGGCCCUCCACGAGAAGGAGGAGAAGGAGCACCCGAUGGAGGAAGACCCCUGGGACUUCGAGCUGCUUCAAAGCUACCAGUGGCUUCUGCGAGACCUGCCCAAGCUGCCCUUGUUCGACAGCGUCCGGACCACCACGGCGGUGGCUCUGCAGCAGGCCAUCCACAUGGAGACAGACCCCCAGACCAUCAGUGCUUACUUGGUGUAUCUUUCCCAGCAUGCCCCCGUGGAGGAGCAAGGCCAGCAUAACAACUUGGCUUUGGACGUGGCCCGGCUGAUUGUGGAGCGUUCCACCAUCAUGUCUCACCUCUUCUCAAAGCUCUCCUACUGCUCGGAGUCCGACUCCGUGUUGGUGGCUCUGCUCUCCAUCUUCUCGCGCUACAUCAAGCGCAUGCGCCAGACCAAAGAAGGCGACGAGGUUUACAACUGGUCGGAGUCCCAAGAUCAAGUCUUCCUUCGCUGGAGUGGAGGAGAAACCGCCACGAUGCACAUCCUGGUGGUCCACGCCAUGGUGAUUCUGCUGACCCUCGGACCCCCUCAAGCGGACGACGGUGACUUCUACACCCUGCUGGACAUUUGGUUCCCCGAGAAGAAGUCGCUCCCCACAGCUUUCCUGGUGGACACCUCCGAAGAGGCCCUGCUCCUCCCCGAUUGGCUGAAGCUGCGCAUGAUUCGUUCGGAGGUGCCUCGCUUGGUGGAUGCAG
This is a messenger RNA of Notechis scutatus (mainland tiger snake), 877 nucleotides long. The record is from RefSeq and is a predicted model, not a curated record. NCBI's taxonomy places the organism in Eukaryota, Metazoa, Chordata, Lepidosauria, Squamata, Elapidae.